This is a messenger RNA of Adineta steineri, 435 nucleotides long. Lineage: Eukaryota; Metazoa; Rotifera; Eurotatoria; Adinetida; Adinetidae. The record is from the annotation of a GenBank genome assembly.
GCAGGAGCAGGAUGUCAAGGGUGUAAUCUUACAACUUUAUUGUGCUCGGUGAUCUUUUGUCCUUUCGUUGUUUUGGGUCUUUUGUGUCGUGGUUGCUGUGCUAAAAGUUCUGCUGUACCAAUCACUCUUCGUGGCGCAUUUGGUACAGAAGUAUUUACAUUGCCUGGUAAUGAAGUACGCAAUGCAUUGGCAGCUAUCCCUGCAGCAGCUAUACCUCAUAAAACAUCAAGACAUUCCAACAAUCCUGUUCCUAUUGGUCCCCCAUCUAGUGUUUACCCACCUAAUAGUUACCAACCUAGUGGUUAUCAACCUAGUAGUCACCAACCUAGUGGUUAUCAACCUAGUAGUCCCCCACCCAAUUAUCACAAAACUCCUAAAUCGGGCGACAAUCGUCACAAACACAAAAACCACACUUCUACUAAUGAUGAAUAUUGA